AAACUGCCCUGCCUUCCCCGGAGUCAGGGACCGUGGGGACUCGCGCUCCCUUUCCCCGGCGCGGGGCUUCUGUGUCGCACAAUGCGUGGCUCCCGUCGGGUUGCUGUUCUUUCCAGAAUUCCCAGGCAACGCUGCCCCGAGGUGUCACCUUUGUGAGGUGUUUGUGGGGCGGGGGGAGCGCCGUCACGUGAUCCCGGGUUGAGGUGGAGUUCGGCUUUAAGGGGGCGUCUCUUCUCAGCUUCAUCAAUCUUUAGGAUCUGAGCAGGAGAAAUAUCAGCAGAUCCUUCCCCUCUCUGCUCCGUUCCAUUCCCAUCCUUCCCUCUUUAAUAAGCAAGAGCGAAAAAGACGAAUUCCAAAGAGGAUUGUUCAGUUCAAGGGAAUGAAGAAUUCAGAAUAAUUUUGGUAAAUGGAUUCCAAUAUGGGGAAUAAGAAUAAGCUGAACAGUUGACCUGCUUUGAAGAAACAUACUGUCCAAUUGUCUAAGAUAAUCUAUAAGAACCAAACCAAUCAAAAUGAAUUCAACAUUAUUUUCCCAGGUUGAAAAUCAUUCAGUCCACUCUAAUUUCUCAGAGAAGAAUGCCCACCUUUUGGCUUUUGAAAAUGGUGAUUGUCAUCUGCCCUUAGCCAUGAUAUUUACCUUAGCUCUUGCUUAUGGAGCUGUGAUCAUUCUUGGUGUCUCUGGAAACCUGGCCUUGAUCAUAAUCGUCUUGAAACAAAAAGAGAUGAGAAAUGUUACCAACAUCCUGAUUGUGAACCUUUCCUUCUCAGACUUGCUUGUUGCCAUCAUGUGUCUCCCCUUUACAUUUGUCUACACAUUAAUGGACCACUGGGUCUUUGGUGAAGCAAUGUGUAAGUUGAAUCCUUUCGUGCAAUGUGUUUCAAUCACUGUGUCCAUUUUCUCUCUGGUUCUCAUUGCUGUGGAACGACAUCAGCUGAUAAUCAACCCUCGAGGGUGGAGACCAAAUAAUAGACAUGCUUAUGUAGGUAUUGCUGUGAUUUGGGUCCUUGCUGUGGCUUCUUCUCUGCCUUUCCUGAUCUACCAAGUAUUGACCGAUGAGCCAUUUCAAAAUGUAACACUUGAUGCAUACAAAGACAAAUACGUGUGCUUUGAUCAAUUUCCAUCAGACUCUCAUCGGUUGUCUUAUACCACUCUCCUCUUGGUGCUGCAGUAUUUUGGUCCACUUUGUUUUAUAUUUAUUUGCUACUUCAAGAUAUAUAUACGCUUAAAAAGGAGAAACAACAUGAUGGACAAGAUGAGAGACAAUAAGUACAGGUCCAGUGAAACCAAAAGAAUCAAUAUCAUGCUGCUCUCCAUUGUGGUAGCAUUUGCAGUCUGCUGGCUACCUCUCACCAUCUUUAACACUGUGUUUGAUUGGAAUCAUCAGAUCAUUGCUACCUGCAACCACAAUCUGUUAUUCCUGCUCUGCCACCUCACGGCAAUGAUAUCCACUUGUGUCAACCCCAUAUUUUAUGGGUUCCUGAACAAAAAUUUCCAGAGAGACUUGCAGUUCUUCUUUAACUUUUGUGAUUUCCGGUCUCGGGAUGAUGAUUAUGAAACAAUAGCCAUGUCCACCAUGCACACAGAUGUUUCUAAGACUUCUCUGAAGCAAGCCAGCCCGGUGGCAUUUAAAAAAAUCAACAAUGAUGAUAAUGAAAAAAUCUGAAACUGCUUAUAGCCUGUGGUCCCAGAUAACAUCUGUUUAAAAACAAGCACAACCUGCAACAUACUUUGAUUACUCGUUCUCCCAAGAAAUGGGGUUGAAAUCAUUUGAAAAUGACCAAGAUUUUGUGUCUUGCUUUUUACUGCUUUUGUUAUAGUUGUCCUAAUUACAUUUGGAACAAAAGGUGUGGGCUUUGGAAUCUUCUGGCAGUAGAUUUGACCAGAUAUCUAUGAAGUGCAUUUUGUGAAUUUAGGAAUAUAAUGUAAAGACUUUUAUACUGUAUUUAUUGGAAUGAAAUUUCUUUAAAGUAUCUAUAUUAACUGACUUCAGAAGUACUUGCCAUCCGGUACUGUCAUUAGAUUGGGUCACCUUGAUUAGAUUAGAUUGUCAAUAGAUUGGGCCAUCCUUAUUUUAUGAUAGGCAUCAUUUUAGUGUGCUACAGUAGUAACAGAAUGCAAAAGCAGCAUUCAAGAGCCAAAAGAGAGUCUGAAGUCAUUCAGAAGUGGUUUGAGGUUUCUUUUUGGUUUUUGGUGUGUGUAUGUGUUUGUUUUUUUCAUCUUAAGGGAGGAUUUGAUUUGCUCCUAAGUGAUUGUCACUUAAAUGAAAACUUAAAAAUGAAUAAAAGUACAUGUUUCUCAGCCGCAAAUAUUACGGGGAAUUUGGGCACCCACAGGAAUGAAGAGACAGAGCAGCUCCCUAACUUCAAAACUAUUUUGGUACUUGACAACAAGAACAUUUCAGAGGAAUUAAUUUAAUAAUGUAAAUUAGUAAUGCUGCAAAUGGUUAAAUUAUAUUCAUUUGAACUGAUGGUCAAGAGAUUUUCCAUUCUUUACAGACUGUUCAGUGUUUGUCAAGCUUCCUGGCAUAAAUAUGUAACUCAAAAGGCAUUUCCGCUUACAAUAUAUAGAAACAAAAUGUGUUUUCCAUACAGCAGUGCCUAUAUAGUGACUGAUUUUUAACUUUCAAUAUCCAUCUUUCAAAGCAGGUAACACCAAGGUACAACAUUAAAAGAAUAUUCACCUCACCUAGCAGGGAAAUACACAAGAACUAAGAGUACUUCAUAUAGCCCAUUUUAACUUGUAUAAACUGUGUGACUUGUGGUGUCUUAUAAAUAAUGCACCGUAAAGAUUACUGAAUAGUUGUUUCAUGUUAAUGUGCCUAAUUUCAUGUAUCUUGUAAUCAUGAUUGAACCUGAGAAUCACUUGGAGAAACUAUAUUUUAAAGAACAAGACAUACUUCAAUGUAUUAUACAGAUAAAGUAUUAAAUGUGUUUGAUUUUAGAAGGGCUUUAUUAAAAUCAAUAUUGUUUUUGCUUUUUCUGAG
Messenger RNA from Saimiri boliviensis boliviensis (Bolivian squirrel monkey), 2984 nucleotides. It is a transcript of the gene NPY1R, whose product is annotated as neuropeptide Y receptor Y1. The record is from RefSeq and is a predicted model, not a curated record. Gene Ontology annotation, cellular component: neuron projection; plasma membrane. NCBI's taxonomy places the organism in Eukaryota, Metazoa, Chordata, Mammalia, Primates, Cebidae. Gene Ontology annotation, molecular function: neuropeptide binding; neuropeptide Y receptor activity. Gene Ontology annotation, biological process: G protein-coupled receptor signaling pathway.